AUUCAAUUCAACGCAGCUCACAAUACAACACAACACAACACACACAAUAACACCUUCGUUAAACUCGAACCCACUUUGCUUCAUAUUGCAAUUUUCAAUUCCUUCGUAAUUUCCUAUAAUAAAUAUUAAAGCACUCUCUUCUCUUUUUUUCAAUUUUCAUUUUCCAUCUUCUUCGUAAACCCGCACACACUUACACUUAUUAACAUAGACUCAGAUUUCUCUUUCUUUUUUUUUUUUUUUUUAAUUAAUUAAUAAAAAAUGUUGAAACUUUCAUGCAAUGGGGUGGACCGGAUUCAGCUUCUGGCCCAAUGCGGGUACAUGAAUCGGCCCACUUCCGUUUUUUCCGGCCGGAGCUCAGUUACAGGAUUCCGGUCUACAAAGGCGUGUUCGGUUCAGGCUGUGACGUCAGCUAAGGACGGUGUGGUGGUGAACCGGGUCGAACCGGAUAAUAGGAGUUUUGCGGACCGGUUGCGGCUUGGGAGCUUGACUGAAGAUGGAUUGUCUUAUAAGGAGAAGUUCAUUGUUAGGAGCUAUGAAGUUGGAAUCAAUAAGACUGCUACUGUUGAAACCAUUGCUAAUCUCUUGCAGGAAGUUGGAUGUAAUCAUGCUCAGGGUGUUGGAUUUUCAACUGAUGGUUUUGCAACAACCCCUACCAUGAGAAAAUUGCAUCUCAUAUGGGUGACUGCUCGCAUGCACAUUGAAGUCUACAAAUACCCUGCUUGGAGUGAUGUUGUUGAGAUAGAGACAUGGUGUCAAGCGGAAGGUCGGGCUGGAACAAGGCGUGAUUUUAUAAUUAAAGACUAUGCAACUAAUCAAGUCAUUGGAAGAGCAACAAGCAAGUGGGUAAUGAUGAAUCAGGACACCAGGCGACUCCAAAAAAUGAAUGAUGAUAUUCGAGACGAGUAUUUGGUUUUCUGUCCUCGAGAGCCAAGGUUGGCAAUUCCAGAGGAGGAUAGUAACUGCUUGAAGAAAAUUCCAAAAUUGGGAGAUCCUGCUCAGAGUUCCAGAUUUGGUCUUGUGCCUAGAAGAGCCGAUCUUGACAUGAAUCAGCAUGUUAACAAUGUCACCUAUAUUGGAUGGGUGCUUGAGAGCAUGCCUCAAGAAAUCAUCGAUAGCCAUGAAUUGCAGAGUAUUACCUUGGAUUACAGACGAGAAUGCCAACAAAACGACAUAGUCGAUUCACUAACAAGUGUGGAAACAUUUGAUGAUGCUGAGGUUGUUCCAGAACUCCAAGGUACAAAUGGAUCUGCCAAAACAAGGGAUGACAAACAACAGUUCCUUCAUCUACUUAGAUUGUCUACUGAGGGACUUGAAAUAAACCGGGGGCGCACAGAAUGGAGAAAAAAGGCUCCAAGAUGAGGACUUAAUCAAUUAUUCAUCACGUAAAUUUCUCAACAUUAAGUCGGUUUGAAUAGAUUUCUCAACUAGUUUUAUAAAACAAAGUUAAAAGAAUAUUUGUAAUAAUUAUGAGUUUUUCUUUUUUGUUUGACAGAAUCAGUAUGAGUUAUUUAAACUAUAGUUUCUUGUGUAACUUGAAAUUAGUGUUUACAUUUCAUUUUCUUGAAGUUUUCAUUUAA
Molecule: messenger RNA, 1577 nt
Organism: Cicer arietinum (chickpea)
Lineage: Eukaryota; Viridiplantae; Streptophyta; Magnoliopsida; Fabales; Fabaceae
Product: oleoyl-acyl carrier protein thioesterase 1, chloroplastic
Biological process (GO): fatty acid biosynthetic process
Molecular function (GO): fatty acyl-[ACP] hydrolase activity; acyl carrier activity
Source: RefSeq, a predicted model, not a curated record